Molecule: messenger RNA, 639 nt
Organism: Dujonia railenensis
Lineage: Eukaryota; Fungi; Ascomycota; Pichiomycetes; Serinales; Debaryomycetaceae
Source: the annotation of a GenBank genome assembly
AUGGCUACUGAAUCACUCACCCAAGAAGAGAUGGAUUGCGUAAUCCUUGACGCAAGAGAAGGAGAUUUGGAGACUUUGACUGAAAUUUUUACUGAGUUAUCACCAAAGUUACUUCUUACAAUCAAAGACGAUAUUACCUUAUCAACCCCGAUCCACAUGGCCAGUGCCAAUGGUCAUUUCAAAGUUGUAGAAUACUUACUUUCCAUAGUACCUAAGGAAGAUGCUAUUAAAUUAGCAAACUCUAAGAAUGACGAAGGAAACACUCCAUUGCACUGGGCUUCUUAUGCAGGUCAUUUAGACGUAGUAGAAUUACUUGUAGGUACAUAUGAAGCAGAUGCAUUCUUGAAGAACAAUAGUGGACAUGAUUCCAUCUUCGAAGCCGAGAACAAUAACCAAAGUGAAGUUGAAACUUGGUAUUUGAAGAAAUUUGCAAUUGAAGACGGAUACAAUGAAAGCGACCUCAAAAUCGAAGAAGGUGAGGAUGGGAAUACCAAGAUCACCUACAAGCCUGGUAAUGAGAGUAAAGAAGCAGAUGACGCUGCUGCUGCUGCUGCCACUGCAGCUGCCACAGAUGUUGUAGAGAAGGAAGGAAAGGAAACUGACGAAAUAGAAAAGAAAACUGAAGAUCUCUCCAUCUGA